AUAUAGACAAAACAAAAAAACAAAGAAAAUAGGAACCAAAACAACAGCCAAACACCAGUACUCUGAUGGAGAGCGCACCCCCCAUUCUCAGCAGACCACCGCCUCCCUUUCCCGCACCGCCACGCAGCGUCGACUUGUCCCCUCUUGAGUUCGUUCUCGCUCUUAUCGCCGUGGUCACCAUCCCCGCCUUGGCCUACACCUUCUUUUUCGCCGUGAAGUGCCCUCCCAACCCUUUCCGCCGGCGACGCCUCCACCGAAGCUCCUCCGGCGAGACUACUGAUCAUGGGAAUAUCAGUAAGAGAGAGGAGGUUUCGGACGGGAAGUAUGAGAAGGAAACCCAUGUCAAAGAUGUUAUUGGCAGCGAGUGUCCGGUGUGCCUGUCGGUGUUUGCGGAGGGGGAAGAAGUGAAACAGCUGAGUGUUUGCAAGCACUCUUUCCAUGCUUCUUGUAUUGAUACAUGGCUCAACUCCCAUUCUAACUGCCCGGUUUGCCGUGCUUCUAUCCCCGUCAAGCUGCCGAAUGGCACCGCGCCGGCCAGAAAUGAAGACAACCAGCAAGGUUUGCCGGAUGCCGCUAGUUUGGUUUGACGGUAUCUUAGCUAGAUUCUUCAUCUUCUUUUUUUUUUUUUUCUUUAUUUCAUGAAAGAGGGUGUUUUGUUGAGAGAGAGAGAGAGAGUGAGGUGAGUUUUAAUUAGCUGCUUGUUUAUUCAACACUUCACCGACAAGUUUCGGAAAUAGAGGACAGGCUUCACCCAGAAGAUGGGGGGAAUUCAAGGCAUCGAUUAGGUGAAUAGGGUCACUGAUUGAUUUCUAA
Molecule: messenger RNA, 813 nt
Organism: Alnus glutinosa
Lineage: Eukaryota; Viridiplantae; Streptophyta; Magnoliopsida; Fagales; Betulaceae
Product: RING-H2 finger protein ATL33
Exons: 1
Coding region: 66-587 (173 amino acids)
Biological process (GO): protein ubiquitination
Source: RefSeq, a predicted model, not a curated record